This is a messenger RNA of Fomitiporia mediterranea MF3/22, 2263 nucleotides long. Its product is annotated as Arginase/deacetylase. The coding region runs from base 1 to 1815 and encodes 604 amino acids. The record is from RefSeq and is a predicted model, not a curated record. NCBI's taxonomy places the organism in Eukaryota, Fungi, Basidiomycota, Agaricomycetes, Hymenochaetales, Hymenochaetaceae. The transcript has 19 exons.
AUGAAGGUCUUCUAUGACUCGGAUUGUCUACUGCAUAAUCCACCCUAUGAAAUACUUGAUGGAAAGCAAACUCCGUACCAUGAAAGUCCAUCGAGAAUAAAUAUCAUCCGUAAUGUUCUUGCACGAGAACCGGAGAAGUUUCAAAUAUCUGAUACUCUCAACGACGAUCUGGAUUUGAAGAAAUGGACUUCGACAGUGCAUCAGCCAGAAUAUCUAGACUACCUUGAAACUGCGUAUGAUACAUGGGUCUCUGAUGGUGGAGAUGAGAUAGGUGUCUUUCCGGAGACAUUCCCCCACGUAUCGUUCGUAUCCAAAAGACCACUCGAUGCAAAAAGCCUGUCUCCAAUAGCUAGAGCUGGCCUCUACUGCUUUGAUCUAAGCAGUCCGAUAACGAAGGAAACAUUCAAAGCUAUACUCGCUUCACUGAAAGUCACGCUGAAUGCAGCGAAGACAUUGCCCUUUCUAAACCCAAAAGAGGGAGUGUUUGCACUAUGUCGACCUCCAGGACACCAUUCAGCUCCCUCCUUAAGCGGAGGCUACUGUUUCUGCAACAAUAUCGCCGUCGCUGCUCGUUUUCUCCAGUCUCUCAAUCUCAAACAAACGAAGGUGGCGAUCUUGGAUAUUGAUUAUCACCACGGCAAUGGAACUCAGGCUAUAUUCUACAACGAUCCAACGGUAUUUUAUGUCUCUCUACAUGCAGAAGGCGACUAUCCAUAUUUCUCUGGGUUUGUUUCCGAGACGGGCGAGGGAAAGGGCGAAGGGUUCAACUUGAAUAUUCCUCUACCUCGUGGAACCACUAGCAAUAAGGAAUACUUUGAAGCCUUGACUAAAGCUGUGAAUCAUAUUGAAGAUUACGAUCCUGUGUAUCUACUCGUAAGUCUAGGCGUCGACACACAUGAAGAGGACCCUAUCUCCGACUUUAAAAUCUCGACAGAGGGCUAUCUCGAAAUUGGGAGGAUUAUUUCCUCUGUGAAGAAGCCAGAGUUGUUUGUGCUCGAAGGCGGAUAUCACCUUGAAAGCAUCGGUCAGAACGGAGGGCACAAAGGACAGGAUGACGAUAGUGUAGAAGAAGAGGACGGUGGUAAGUUGUCAUCCUCUUACUGGACCAUGCACUCUGAUUAUUCCGGUUGUGCGGAACGAGAUCGUGGGAGCACUGCCAAGGUACUUAAGCAUUACACACCGUCAUUCCCAUACCCACCAUACGAUAUUCUCGACGGAAGACAAACUCCAUACCAUGAAAGUCCAUCGAGAAUAAAUAUUGUCCGGAACGUACUUGCACAAGAACCAGAGAAGUUCCAAAUUUCUGAUACUCUCGACAACGGGCUGGAUUUGAAGAAAUGGAUCUUGACAGUACACGAGCCAGACUACUUUGACUAUUUAGAAACUGCGUAUGACUCUUGGAUCUCUGAUGGAGGGCAUGAGUCAGGUGUCUUUCCAGGGGCAUUCCUUCACGUAUCGCUCUUGUCCAAAAAGCCACUUGCUGCAACAAGGAUGUCACCGAUAGCUAGAGCAGGCCUCUAUUGCUUUGGCCUAAGCGCUCCGAUUACGAAGGAUACACUCAAGUCCACGCUCACUUCAUUGCGAGUCACGUUGACUGCAGCAGAGGAACUACCUUCUCUAGAACUAGCGCAGGGAGUGUUUGCACUAUGUCAGCCUCCAGGACACCAUGCUGGUCCCUCCUUAUCCGGAGGCUACUGCUUCAUUAAUAAUAUCGCUGUUGCUGCCCAAUUUCUCCAGUCUCUCAAUUCGAACAAAUCAAAGGUUGCAAUCUUGGAUAUUGAUUAUCACCACGGCAAUGGAAGCUAUCUUUUAUGAUGAUCCAACUGUAUUAUAUGUCUCCUUGCAUGCAGAAGGCGAUUAUCCUUACUACACCGGAUUUGCAUCCGAGACUGGCGAGGGUGAGGGCGAAGGAUUCAACUUGAACAUCCCUCUACCCCGUAGAAUUACCGGGAAUAAGGAAUACUUCGAAGCAUUGACUCAAGCUGUAAGUCGUAUUCAGGAGUACGAUCCUGUGUAUCUCCUCGUAAGCCUUGGCGUCGACACGCAUGAAGGAGACCCCAUCUCCGACUUCAAGAUCUCGACAGAAGGUUAUCUCGAAAUCAGGAGGAUCAUUUCCUCUGUGAAGAGAUCAACGUUGUUUGUGCUUGAAGGUGGAUAUCACCUUGAAAGUAUCGGCCAGAACGUUAGAAAUAUACUGAGUGGAUUCCAGUCCUAAGAUUUGGAAGGAUUUAAAAAGCACUUUUGAUGUGUGCUGGUAGCCUGG